Molecule: messenger RNA, 1356 nt
Organism: Lasiodiplodia theobromae
Lineage: Eukaryota; Fungi; Ascomycota; Dothideomycetes; Botryosphaeriales; Botryosphaeriaceae
Product: Oxysterol binding protein
Exons: 8
Coding region: 1-1356 (451 amino acids)
Biological process (GO): maintenance of cell polarity; exocytosis; piecemeal microautophagy of the nucleus
Cellular component (GO): cytosol; membrane; intracellular membrane-bounded organelle
Molecular function (GO): sterol binding
Source: RefSeq, a predicted model, not a curated record
AUGGCCUCUUCGUCCUCAGGCGUCGAGACGACGCCCGCCAGCUCCACCGAGCCCUCGCGCACCGCCACGCCCGCCUCCGCCGCCGUAGCUGAGAAGGCUCCCGAUGACAGCUCCAAGCUGAAGACGUUCCUCGGCAUCCUCAGAAAGUUUAUGGGUGUCUCAGACAUCGCCGCUGUCCGCUUCUCGCUGCCCGCGCAGCUGUUGGAACCGACGCCGAACUUGGAGUACUGGAAUUACUUGGAUCGCCCCGAGACUUUCAUUGCGAUCGGUGAUUCGGAAGAGGCUCUGGGACGCAUGCUUGGGACGCUUAGGUUCUGGUUUACAAAGGACUUGAAAUACGUCAAGGGCAAGCCCUGCAAGCCUUACAACUCGGCCUUGGGCGAAUUCUUCAGGUGUAACUGGGAGAUCGAAGACACUUCGCCACCGCUGAAGUCGGCCAAGGACAAGCCUGCGCAGAGCAGCGCCUCGAGCACCAUUUCCACCGGAAAGACCGUUAAGGUCUCGUACCUUACCGAGCAGACCUCCCACCAUCCUCCGGUCUCGGCCUUCUGGGUUGACUGCCCGGAGAAGGGAAUCACCGCCAAGGGCUAUGAUCAGCUCAGCGCAAAGUUCACCGGCACCAGCAUAAGAGUGACGCCUGGUGCGCACAACUUGGGCAUCUUCAUCACCCUGCACAAGUGGGACGAUGAGCAGUACCAACUUACACACCCCGCUGCCCACUUGGGUGGCUUGUUGAGAGGUUCCUUGAGUGUCACAGUCGCAGACAUCUGCUACAUCACCUGCCCGAAGACGAAGAUAAAAGUUAUCCUACACUAUCUGGAGGAAGGUUGGCUGGGUAAGACUCAGAACAAGGUUGAGGGUGUCAUCUUCACGUACGACCCAGAGAAGGACGACAAGACGAGGAUUAGGGAUGUUCCGGACAAGGAUGUCCUGGCACGUAUUGAGGGUUGCUGGCAUGACAAGAUUUACUACUCGAUCGGCAGCCAGCCCGUCAGCAAGGCAGCGGAGAAGAUACUACUCAUUGACGUCGGACCGCUCUUCCCUGUGCCUAAGAUCAUCCCCCCCGAGGAGGCGCAACUGCCGAACGAGUCUCGCAAGUUCUGGGGUGGUGUGACCGAAGCCAUCGUCACCAAGCAGUACGCGCUCGCCACGACCCGCAAGCAAGAGCUCGAGGAGCGCCAGCGCGAGAAGGCCGCGGUGCGCAAGGAGAAGGAAGCCGAAUGGCAACCCCGCUUCUUCUCGAACGCGACGGAUGCGAAUGGCAAGCCGGAUUUGACAGAGGAGGGUAGACUGGCGCUGGAUGGACUGCACAAGGGCGACUACAAGCUGGAGGAAAGUAAAGAGCUGGGCGCAUAG